Molecule: messenger RNA, 632 nt
Organism: Meloidogyne enterolobii
Lineage: Eukaryota; Metazoa; Nematoda; Chromadorea; Rhabditida; Meloidogynidae
Source: the annotation of a GenBank genome assembly
UUAUGAGCAGUCCAAAAAAGAAGAUUUUGUUGAAAGUGAUCAUUUUAGGAGAUUCUGGCGUCGGAAAAACCUCGUUGAUGAACCAGUAUGUCAAUAAACGAUUUAGCAAUCAAUACAAGGCCACAAUCGGUGCUGAUUUUCUCACAAAGGACAUUACAAUUGAUGAUAGGGUUGUGACUAUGCAGAUUUGGGAUACGGCUGGUCAAGAACGUUUUCAAUCACUUGGAGUAGCUUUUUACCGUGGGGCUGAUUGCUGCGUUUUGGUUUAUGAUUUAACUUACGCUCCAUCUUUCAAAAACUUGGAAAGUUGGAGAGACGAAUUUUUGGUUCAAGCAAGUCCUCGGGAUCCAGAAAAUUUUCCGUUUGUUUUGCUCGGAAACAAAGUCGAUAAUGAAGCUGCUAGAGCCAUACAUGCAAAGCGGGCUGAAGGGUGGUGCCAGUCAAAGUGUAAUAUGCCUUAUUUUGAGGUUUCCGCAAAGGAGGCAUUAAAUGUGGAUGAAGCAUUUAUGGAAAUUGCAAAGGCUGCGCUUGCACGUGAUGCCCAGGAAACUGAAAAUCCAUCAUUUCCUGAUCAAAUAAAUCUGAGAGCACCAUCAACUUCACAACAACGUCAAAACAGUUGUAAUUGCUAA